AUGACCACCUCAAAACGAAAUGAUUUACAAGGAAUCCGUGGUUUGGCCAUUCUCUCAGUACUGGGAUUUCAUUUUUACCCAAAACUAUUCCCAAACGGUUACUUAGGUGUUGAUCAAUUCUUCGUUCUCUCGGGUUUUCUUAUGUGCAUGCUACUCACCAGAUCUCAAAAACUACCAAUGUUCGCCAUAGUUGUCGAGUUCUAUAGACGCCGGUUGAAACGAAUCCUACCACUCUACUUUCUUUUUUUUAUUUUGUACUGUUCUGGCACUAUACACAGUAUUUCCGGACACUGCAAUUGUACAAAACCAAGAUUCGGCUUGGAAGGCGUUGCUAUUAUUACAAAGUAUAUGAUCUAUGCAGUUAUUGCACUUUGCUCUUUUGCAUUCCACAGUUUCUCACCUCCACUAACAUCAUUUAAUAGUGUUUUUGCUAGAAUCUGGCAAUUUUUAUUCGGAAUGCUGACGUAUUUUAUGCUAAACCAUUCCGCAAAACUGUGCAAAUUAUCUCCUGGAGUGGAGCAGAAAAACGAGGAUAGAGGACGAUUGCUAGAAGAAUGUUCUGAGGAUCCGGAACCAAAAAUUACGAGAUCCGAGAGCUCUUCAGUUUUACUAUAUGUAAAGUAUUUUAUGCUGAUUUUGGCGAUCAUGGUAUUAUGGUUUCCAGCGGUUUUGGAUUUUACUUGGUCCAGACCCUUCAUCAAAAUACUAACUGGACUUUUGAUCCUAAUCGAGGCUGCAAAUUAUAUUCUAAAUUCUCGAUUCUUGAUCUAUCUUGGAGACAUUUCAUAUGCAUUAUAUCUUAUUCACUGGGCGGUUUACGCAUUUUUCAAACUUGUAUAUAAAGAAAAUUACUGGAUUCUCACUGGAGCGUGUUUGCUCUCCAUUGUGUUGGCCGUGUUGGUUCAUGAGACUUAUGAAAAGUGGUACCUGAAACAAUCAAAUGCAAUAGUGUUUACAUUGAUUUUGACUCUAUUCUGUUUGGCGGCGGUUAUGAUUAAAAAAGAGGAGAUUUCGAAACAAAUGGAGAACACUGAAGUGGUUCCAUUGUCGCCAGAGCGCAAAUUUCCACGGUUGGAUGGAGUUACAAUGAAUAUGACUCUUGAUGAUGCUGAGAGGCUAAACACGUAUUGGAACCAACAUGAUCAUAUGGCUGCGGAACUCCAGGAGCCUGGGUGUAUCAAACGGCGCGGAGAUCGAUGGUGGUGUGAUUUUAAAGAAAAUGGAACUGAAUUCAAAAUCGCUUUACUUGGAAAUAGUUACGCGAAGAAUCAUCACAAAAUGAUAAUUCAAGAAUGUAAACAUCGUGUAAAAAUGAUCUCAUUGCAACACGAAACAGGAUGCGAGCCAUUGGCAGCUCCAAGAAAACCAGUCGAUAAUGGAGGAAUGUCGAUUGCAUGGGCAAGAGAGUGUAAAGAUAAAUUAAGAGAGUUCAUAGAGUUUGUGAAUGAGACGCAGCCGAAUUAUGCGUUUAUUUUGACGAGGUGGUACGCUGUCGGAGAACCGUAUGAAAUCGACGAGAACCAUUUGGAAAACGAUACAAUUUAUCUGGAAAUGAAAAGUCAAUUGGCAAAAAUUCUACCGAAUAUCAAAAGGAAAUUGUUUAUUCUGGAUUCCUUUCCAAGAGCAAAUAUGGAAAAUUUAAAAAAUAUAGUGAAAGAGAUGAGAACGGCGAAGAAGACAAUGGAGGAAAUUAACAAUUCUCUCUAUGAUCCGACUGGCUUUGAACAUGGACGUCAUCGACAUGCAAAGCUUUUAAAAGAAUGCGGAUCGAAAUGCGAAUUAAUUGACUACGUGGACGCCUUCUGGAACAAGACAAUGAACGCAUUCCAGUAUUUUGAUACUCGAGGCUUUUCAUAUUUUACGACACCUCUACAUUUAUCAGCUCAUGGGAUUGAAUACGUUCGACCAAUUUAUACAAAAAUUUGUGAUAGUUUAUAG
This is a messenger RNA of Caenorhabditis briggsae, 1938 nucleotides long. Gene Ontology annotation, biological process: polysaccharide biosynthetic process. Lineage: Eukaryota; Metazoa; Nematoda; Chromadorea; Rhabditida; Rhabditidae. Gene Ontology annotation, molecular function: acyltransferase activity, transferring groups other than amino-acyl groups. The coding region runs from base 1 to 1938 and encodes 645 amino acids. The record is from RefSeq and is a predicted model, not a curated record. Gene Ontology annotation, cellular component: membrane. The transcript is spliced from 8 exons.